AUGGGCGAGUCGCUCAUUCCCGAGGAUGAUGCCGUUGUACCUGUCGCAAUUGUCGGAACGGCCUGCCGCUUCCCUGGAGACGGUGAUAAUGUCGAGUCGCUAUUGCAAAUGCUAAGAGAGGGUGGCGAUGCGUGGGCAGAGUUCCCUCGCGACCGUCUCAACAUCGAUGGCUUUUACCACCCAAGUGGGCAACGUCAGGGCUCCAUCGGCUUCAGGGGAGCUCACUUCCUUAAGGAUGACAUCAAAGGCUUUGAUGCUGCUUUCUUCAACAUUUCUCAGGCUGAAGCACAUGCGAUCGACCCACAGCAGCGCAUCUUGCUCGAGGUCACGUACCAGGCACUGGAGAAUGCUGGGUAUACCAAAGAUUCGCUAGAUCUGAGUGAGACUUCUGUCAAUGUCGGAACAUUCGUGAAGGACUACGAGCAAAUCAUCCUACGAGACCCGAAUUGGGCGCCUCAGUAUGCGGCCACCGGGACAGGUGCGGCGAUGCUUUCCAACCGCAUCUCGUACCAAUUCAACCUUCGAGGGCCUAGCCAGACCGUGGACACAGGAUGCAGCGCGGGCCUGGUUGCUGUGCACAACUGCUGUCAGGACCUGCGGACCGGGAGAGCCACCGUAGCUAUCGCUGCAGGAGUUGGCUUGAUCUUGACCCCCGCCACCAUGAUGCCCAUGACAGCGCUCAACUUCCUCGGCAAGAGUGGCAAGUGCUUCACGUUUACGAACAAGGCCGAGGGAUACGGCCGUGGUGAGGGCGUCGGCGUGGUCAUACUGAAGCGCCUUGAUGAUGCGAUACGCGACAAUGACACGAUUCGCGCCGUAAUCCGUGGAUCUCGCGUCAAUCAGGAUGGCAAGACCCCAGGCAUCACCAUGCCCAGCUCCGAUGCCCAGCUUUCCAACAUCAAGGCGGUGUACCAGGAGGCCGGGCUGGAUGUCGACCAGACCGGCUAUGUCGAAUGCCACGGCACCGGCACCCCGGCCGGCGACCCGAAAGAGUGCUUUGCCGUUUCCCGGGCGUUCUGUGGAGGUCGCAACGCCGACAAUCCCAUCCUCGUCGGCUCGAUCAAGCCCAACAUUGGCCACCUCGAGGGCGCGGCGGGAAUAGCCGGUCUGAUCAAGGCAGUGCUGGCCGUUGAGCGAGGGCAGAUCCCAAAGAACCUCUAUUUUGACCCCUCGACCGGGAAUCCAGACAUCAAGUUCGACGAGUGGAAGAUCAAGGUCCCCACGUCACUCACCGACUGGCCAUUGAGUGGACUCCGCCGUGCAAGCGUCAAUUGCUUUGGCUUCGGAGGUACGAAUGCCCAUGUCAUCCUCGACGAUGCGGGCUCGUAUCUUGCCGAACGUUGUCUGCCCGGCAAGCACCGUUCUCUGCCCACCGCGGUCUCGGCUGGUCCUGCUGCCUCCAAGACCUUUGCUUCCACCCAGCUCGUCCUCGUCUCAUCCCACGAGAGAGAUGGAAUUGCUAGAGUUGCCUCAGGGCACGUGCCAUAUGUUGCAGAUCACGCUUCAGAACCCAACCUGCUGGCAGAUUACGCAUACACAUCUUCACGCCGCUCAGCCCUCGAGUUCAAGGCCUGCUUGGUUGCACGAUCUGCGACUGACCUCCAGCAGCAGCUCGCCAGUCCAGGACGCCUCAAUGUCCAACGUUUUCUCCCCUCCGACGAUGCGGCUCCAACCUUCGUUUCGGUUUUCUGCGGCCAAGGCGCACAGUGGUACGCCAUGGGCCGCGAGCUGCUGGAAUUCGAGCCUUUUAGCAGCAGCCUGGUUGCGGCCUCCAAGUAUCUUUUCAAGAUCGUGGACGGUGGUUUCGAUCUUCUGAAGGAGCUGAUGCACGAGUCUCCCCGCUCGAGUCGCAUCAACGAGCCUAGUGUUGCACAACCAGCCACCACUGCGAUUCAGAUUGCCCUCCUUGACUUGCUGAAGGCAUCCGGCAUGCUCCCCACAGCCGUGGUCGGUCACUCGUCUGGGGAGAUCGCUGCCGCAUAUGCCUCUGGAUACCUGACUAGAGAGGAUGCUUGGACCAUCGCUUUUCGACGCGGCGAGUAUGCGCAAUCUCUGCAAUACUCACAUCCGAAGGCCGAGGGGCUCAUGAUGGCCGUUGGCCUAUCUGCUCCAGAUGUAGAGGAAUACAUCCGCCGGGUUCCAGUUGGCACUGUCGCCGUUGCUUGUGAGAACAGCCCGGUCUCGGUCACUCUGUCUGGGGACAAGGCACAAAUCCUCUAUCUUGCACAAGAGAUGGACGAGGACGGGGUCUACCACCGAGUACUGGUUGUCUCGACUGCCUAUCAUUCCCACCACAUGCGCCUGAUCGCACAGAGCUACCAGCAGUCUAUAGAAGGAGUGAGGCCAAUCCUCAGUGCGCAGGGCCCACGAAUGUUCUCAUCCGUCACCGGUCGAGAGAUUUCUGCGCUGCAAGUGGGCGCAGAGUACUGGUCCAAGAAUUUGACGUCCCCUGUGCUCUUCAGCCAGGCCUUCUCCAACAUGUACGCAGCUGUGAAGCCAAGGGUCGUACUCGAGGUCAGUCCUGCUAUCACACUAGCCAGGCCCAUCCGGGAGAUUGUCGCUUCUCUCACUAUGGGUAAAGCUACACCAGAGCUCCCUCACAUUCCGUUUCUGAAGCGAAACGAGCACGCUUCUGUCUCCGCUCUAAAGGCCCUUGGCGAUCUAUGGGCACGCGGUUGCCCUGCCGACUUUUCGUGGGUAUAUAGAAGCAAGGAGGGCCCCUUGCCACAGCUUCUUGUUGAUCUUCCUCCAUAUCCCUUUAAUCACUCCAAGAAAUAUUGGUUUGAAUCACACCUAGGCACAGCCCUCCGUGAACGGAGUCAUGGCCGUGAGGAUCUGAUCGGCGCUCCCUUGGCUGAAUCCACCCCUCAGAGCUCUCGUUGGCGUGGCUUUCUGAGGCUGGAGGAGAAUCCAUGGUUGGCCGAUCAUAAAGUUCAAAAAGUCAUCAUUUACCCGGCUGCCGGUCUGGUCACCAUGGCUUUGGAAGCUGCAAGGCAAUGCAGCGUCCCUUCAUUGCGAGUAGAUUCCUAUCGAAUCUCCAAUUUCCUCAUCAUGAAGCCAGUCGUGAUUCCAGCAAGCCAGCACGGCCUGGAGCACAUGCUCACCACGAAGGCUUUGAAGACCCCGCCGCCAGAUGCCACCAAGGGCACCGCUGCCUACUCUUUCUCGAUUGAGACGAGGACUGAGCAUGGGCCGUGGCAGGAGAACGCAAACGGUCUGAUCAACAUUACCUAUGGCGGGAAAUCAGAAGACGAGGCCAUGACUGAUAGCAUUCGGUGUCGAGAUUAUCGAGACAUAUACUGGAGACUACACUCCGAGUGCUCGCAGGAAAUCAGCGCAAACUGCCUGUACGAGAGGCUAGAUGGAAUCGGUAUGAACUAUGGACCACUCUUCCAGAACGUCGUCUCUUUAACGAGGAGUAAGCACUCGUGCACCAGCAUCGUUCGCAUUCCCGACACCAAGUCUAAAAUGCCAGCACACUUCGAAUAUGAUCACCUCAUUCAUCCAGCUACCCUCGAUGCCAUGUUCCAAACGACAUUCGCUAUUGGCGACGAAACAAUGGUCCCGUCUCGCAUCCGGCAGAUCUACUUUUCGCCCGACAUGUUGAAGGGGGCUGGCGCAGAGUUCCAUGGGUACGCCACCGCUCAGCGUAAGGGCUUCCGUGAAGCCGUGGCCGACAUUGUGAUGUCGGAUGCCAUAUUCAGCAGGCCCAUGGUUGUUGUGGACGGCAUGGAGUCCAUAAAAUUGGCAUCUUUGGGUGCAUCUGGAUUCUUGCCAAGCAACCGGCACCUUUGCAGUGAACUCGUUUGGCGGGAACUGUGUCCUGUUUUCUCCGGCAUCCAUGAAAUGCCAAUCCCCGACAGUAUCCCUCUGGUAGUCCUACUUCCAGACGGUGAUAUCUCUGAUGAGACCAACAGCUUGUCACAGGCCCUGGCCGCUCCCAACGUGGAGCAUGUUCGGCUGUCUCAACUGACUCCACAGCACGCGAGCCAACACUGCAUCUCUCUUGUCGAGAUGGAUCAAGCUAUCAUCUACAAUAUGUCUCACGCUACUUUUGAUCAGAUAAAACUCAUCCUUGGGGCUACGCCUGGUCUUCUUUGGGUCACAGCUGGUGCUCAGGACACCACAGAGAUGCCGCUUCUCGCUCCUUUCCAGGGGUUGGCCAGGACUAUUCGCUCCGAAGAUUCUUCCAAACACAUUGUCAGCCUGGAUAUCGGUGGAAUCCGGAACGGAUAUGACACAGCUGUAGCCACAGCUGCCAUUCAUGUCAUUUUCGACGGUUUUUAUAACCAGACCGACAAGGUUGAGUUGCCUGAAGUCGAAUACUCUCUUCGUGACAGCAAGCUCUUCGCAGCUAGACUCCAUCCACUUGACGCCAUCAAUUCGGUAAUCGAGAAUGGUCAUGAUCAAGCGUUACGCGUGGAGACUCUGGCUUUUGGAAAGCUCGCCCAGCCGCUGAAAUUCAAGUUGGCGCCAAGUACACGUACAACAAGCACGCUCUUUGAAGUUAACGACGCUGCCAAGCAGCCCCUUGGCCCGUACGAUGUUUGCAUCGCCGUUCAAAGCACAAAUCUCUAUCAAGUUGAUCUCGACACGAGUUUGGGUCGAAUCAGCGGGAGCAGCUUAGGUCUGAGCCGGCAGUACGGCCUGCCACUGGAGCACACCAUUGAUAUGAGCGAUGGAGACUUGUCUGGGCGGCUCAUGCACCUCACAGAAGGUAACGGUGUGGACUGUGUGUUCUCGCCGACGACGGAGCACGUAGACCAGAGCGCACAGUGCGUUAGAGACAACGGCCACAUAUUCCUCGUCAGUAAUACCACUCUGACAAAGGUGCCUAUUACUACACAAUAUGACAAUGUCUCGAUCCACAAAUUCGACCUAUUUGAAGUCGCAAAGAAGCGACCCAGGGUCAUCGCAAAGGCGUGGGAGGAAGUACUCGAGCUCGUCCUGGAGGAUCGCCUCGGUCCUCCAUCUCCGAGUCUCACCCGUGAGGAGCCACUGGAUCAUCUUGACCGGCUUUGGGAUUCCAUGGCGGCAAACCCCGGCCGCUACCUAAACACCCUUCAUUUCACUCCCGGAUCCCAUGUCCGAGUCAGCACGAACCCUCUUGCUCCUGUGGUCCUGCAGCCGGAUGCGACCUACCUCCUCGUUGGUGGCCUGGGUGGUCUAGGCAAGGCUGUUGCCGGCCUAAUGGCUGACCGCGGCGCACGUCACCUCAUCUUUGUUUCUCGUUCAGGUGCGAGCACAUUUGGACACUACGAUUUCUUGUCCUCAAUGUCACAACGCGGUGUCAGAACUAUGGUGUUCCCUGUCGAUGUAUGUGACGAGAACGACCUUCGUCAAGCCCUUGCGAGCACCGAUAUGCCGCCUAUCAAGGGUGCCGUCCAGUGCGCUGCUGUGGUGGCUGAUGCGAUGUGGGAGAAUAUGUCGUACGGAGAUUGGACAGCGGCCACUCGCCCGAAGAUGAUCGGUUCGUGGAACCUUCACACUGUACUGCCUGAUGACAUGGACUUUCUGGUCUUCUUGUCUUCCGCCUCCGGCGUGAUUGGCAACCGAGGUCAGGCAAAUUACGCGGCGGGCAACUGUUUCCAAGACGCCUUGGCCCGCCAUCGCACGUCUCUAGGCCACAAGAACUCUGUUUCUCUUGAUCUUGGUCCCGUCAUAGGUGCUGGAAUGUUGGAAGAUGACGAGAAGACCCUCGCUAUACUCAAGGCCAGUGGUUUCUUCACGGUUUCCCUAGAGAACUUCCUGUUCCUUGUGGAGCGGGCCAUGGCCGGCUGUACCAGCGACGCUCUCCGGUUACCCGCGCAGGUUGUCACUGGCGUGGGAACUGGCGGUCUGAUCCGCCAAAACGAGGUCGCUGACCCCUUCUGGGCUGAGACCAAGAUGUUUGAGGUCCUGAAUCAGCUCGACCUUCCAAAGCUGCAUUUGGACUCUUCCGGAAGUACGACACUAGGUUCUUCAAUCUCCGCGGGUGUCUCCUCGCAAAAUAGUGGCAAGGCUUUAGUUACGGCACUCACUUCAGCCAACUCCUUGGAUGAUGCUGCCAAUAUCGCCCUAUCUGGCUGCGUGGAGUACCUCUCCUUCUCUCUAGGCAUGUCUCCGAAUGACAUGGACGUGGACAAGUCUCUUACCGCCUACGGUGUCGACUCCCUCGUCACAUCAUCCUUCCGCAGCUGGGUCUUCAAGAACACAGGCGUGAAGGUCAGCGAUAUGGAGGUCAUUGGUGCCGCGUCGAUCACGGAGAUGGCGCGGUCCAUCGCCGAGAAGGGUUGUUUUGGUGCCUAG
Messenger RNA from Diaporthe batatas, 6288 nucleotides. RefSeq lists its product as uncharacterized. Gene Ontology annotation, molecular function: oxidoreductase activity; phosphopantetheine binding; 3-oxoacyl-[acyl-carrier-protein] synthase activity. The record is from RefSeq and is a predicted model, not a curated record. Bases 1 to 6288 code for a protein of 2095 amino acids. Gene Ontology annotation, biological process: fatty acid biosynthetic process; secondary metabolite biosynthetic process. The transcript is spliced from 6 exons. NCBI's taxonomy places the organism in Eukaryota, Fungi, Ascomycota, Sordariomycetes, Diaporthales, Diaporthaceae.